UUUCUCCUAAUAGCCUUCGCUGCUCAAACUUAUAUCUUUUCACUAGGCAGUGUGCCUUCAACCAAAAAAUCCAUGGGGAAUUGCUUAGCCCAGCAAGAAAAGAUUAUCAAGAUCAUGAGACCUGACGGCAAAGUCCUUGAAUACAAAACGCCCCUGAAAGUGCAGCAAGUGUUGUCAGAAUUUUCCGGCUAUGCAAUAUCAGACACACUUCCGGUCAUCCGGCAUCUAGGGAAAGAUAUGGAGAUGGUUGGCGGUCAGCUGUACUAUCUUAUUCCUGUUCCAUUGCCAUCGCCUGAAGUUGAGAAGAAGGCACUAAGAUUUUCAGAUCCGCAGGUGGAAGCUGACCAAGGAACUGGUGUUGUGAGGAUUAGGCUGGUCAUCACAAAGCAAGAGCUGAAGGAAAUGUUAAGAAAGGGAGGAGUUUCAGUUGAUCAUAUGGUUUCGCAGCUUCAAAGAGGACAAGGCAGAAAUGGGGUUCAUAAGCUUGAUGUUGAUGGUAAUGGAAACUGUAGAGGGUGGAAGCCUGUGUUAGAAAGCAUACCUGAAGUGAACUAGCAUAUGUCUCUCUCCCUCUUUUUUCUAUGUCGAUCACAGCUUCAACAGCUUUUUAGUUUAACAUACAAAAGAUAAUGAUAUAACCUGCUACAUCUCUCUCUCUCUC
Vitis riparia (riverbank grape) is the source of this 661-nucleotide messenger RNA. RefSeq lists its product as uncharacterized. Bases 73 to 555 code for a protein of 160 amino acids. The transcript has a single exon. Lineage: Eukaryota; Viridiplantae; Streptophyta; Magnoliopsida; Vitales; Vitaceae. The record is from RefSeq and is a predicted model, not a curated record.